This is a messenger RNA of Talaromyces amestolkiae, 1854 nucleotides long. RefSeq lists its product as uncharacterized. The record is from RefSeq and is a predicted model, not a curated record. The transcript has 3 exons. Bases 1 to 1854 code for a protein of 617 amino acids. Lineage: Eukaryota; Fungi; Ascomycota; Eurotiomycetes; Eurotiales; Trichocomaceae.
AUGUCUGGCAUCGAUCCCAACGCUCGAAAAGAAGUCAACGACGCGAUUAUCAACGCCGGAAGCGCGGCGGUCGGACAGAUGAUUGACACGGCUAACUCGUCGGUCGAAAAGCGUCGCAAGAACAGAGAUGAGCGAGCCAAACGCGAGGCUGAAGAAAAAGCUGCGAAGGAUAAGGCGGAUGCUGCUGUUCGUACUCCUCCCACCUUCUGGGGCUUCGGUGCUCUCUUUCUUAGAGCUUGCAACAUGCUAACAAAGACCUUCAACAGAAAGACGACACCUCUGCUUAGAAAGAUUCGAACCAUGGAUACAAACGCUCUUGUCGACAUCAUUCACGAGGUCCAAGCUCAGUUCUGGGUUGACAAAGUCAACGAAACCCAUCGAACCGGCCGUCUGUGUAAAUGGGUGUCAACUUUCCAUCCCGACCGGCUUCCCUGUCAACUCGACGGCACCUUUCAUCAUGGCGCGUUCAAUGCGGGCAUGAAGAUGGUCUUCAGCGAUAAUACUGCCUGGAUGGUUCGUUUCCCCCGAGUGGGGAUGGUCAGCGACGACUACGCUGAUGAAAAAGUUGCCAUGGAGGUGGCAGCCUUGAAUCUCAUUGCCAGCAGAACUAGCAUCCCAGUGCCCAGAGUACAGGCCUGGGGUCCCGCUAUAAGCAACGAACUGGCCCUAGGUCCCUUCAUUAUGAUGGAUUUUGUUGAUGGGGUGAGCCUUAGCGAGCUGCUCCGAGAUCCCAAUGCCGAACGCCCCACCAGGCUUAUGAGGGAGGAUAUUAGUGAUAGCGAUAUUGAAUCCAUUUAUAGACAGUUGGCCACGUUCUUACUUCAAAUAUUCGAGUUGGAUUUUGAUCAGAUUGGAAGUCUGCCUUCGCCAGAAGCUGGAGCUGCAAGUCCCACACCGAGACGCCCGUUGACAUUCAAGGCACAUAGCAUUCUACAAAACGGGGGGGUUGACACAUUUGGCGACCGAAGUCAGGGAUUCGCAACCGUAAACGAGUAUUUCCAAUAUGUCAUCGGUCAGGACUGGGAACAACUUGUCCAUCAACCCAACUCAAUUUUUGGCUCAUACGAUGCUCAAAAUAAAUACAUGGCAUUCAAGGCUUUGCGAAACUCGAUACCUGAUUUGGUUCACGAACAGUAUGAUAAGCGCAAUUUCAAACUGAUUUGCGAUGAUCUCGGCCUCGCAAACCUGAUCGUACGGAGCAAAGAAGAUCUUACCGUCGUCGGCGUCGUGGACCUAGAAUGGUCGUAUAUCGGACCCGCGCAGCUGUUCGGAUCUGCGCCUUGGUGGCUCCUCCAAGACCGACCUGUCAACAGUUCAUGGGAUUAUACAGGCGACGAACCGCCCAAAAUUGCCGAUCGGUAUCUCAAGUAUCUGAAUAUUUUCAUUCGUGUCUUAGAGGAAGAAGAGGCACGUAUGUCCGAACAUGCAGAGAAGGAGCUUUCUGGUCUAGUUAAGUGGUCACAAGCCUCUGGAGCCAUGUGGCUGCAUAUGCUCAUAUCAUCCGGCUUCAACGACCAUCGUAGUUUUCCUUUUACGCAACUGCGGCGACAUCUCGGGCCCGCUAAAUGGGCACAAUACGAGAGGGGAUGUGGAAGCGCAGAAGAGCUUGACGCAUUCGCAGCACGGAAAGUGAUCCAGUUGGACGAGUACGACGAAGCCUUGGAGAAGAAAGAGGAGGAAAAAGCGCUCGUGGAUAGUGGAAAAAUGACGAAGGAGGCUUUCAUUGCCAAUGCUCUGUCAUUAUCCGAUGAACCGUGCCAUUCGGAUAUUACUACUCCGGUCAAAAUCGAGAUGGGAAGACGCGAGGGUCUCAUUCACAGAGUGGCUAUUUGGCUCGGCUUGAGGGCGGCAUAG